Messenger RNA from Ictalurus punctatus (channel catfish), 895 nucleotides. RefSeq lists its product as uncharacterized. The record is from RefSeq and is a predicted model, not a curated record. The coding region runs from base 26 to 676 and encodes 216 amino acids. NCBI's taxonomy places the organism in Eukaryota, Metazoa, Chordata, Actinopteri, Siluriformes, Ictaluridae. The transcript has 3 exons.
GUUUUUCAGGGCUCUAAGUGGAACUAUGGACGUUGGAUCCAGAAAGCUGCUGCUGCUGAUCCUGUUGUUGAAUAUUACAGUUUCAGUAUCAGGUAUCCAGGACGUGAAGGUGUCAUGCCAUCCUGAGAAGAUCUGUGCUCUGAGGGAGUCAUCUGUGACCCUGACGUGCUCUUACUCAAAUAUCAUCAUCAUCACUGGCUUCUGGUUCAGCCUAAAGGACAAAGCUAAAUGGAGGAAGGAGGAACAUCCAGAGGAUUUAUCUUUAGACUCAGACUACGCAGGACGUGUGAGCUACACAGAGAUGACAAACUUCCGCUCAACUCUUACAAUAACAGACCUGAGAGAGAGAGACUCAGGGGAAUAUCGCCUCGUGUUCAUUACGGAUAAAGGAGAGAAAUAUCUGAGCUCAGCUGGAGUUACUCUAACAGUUACAGACCUGCAGGUGACCCACGACUCCCUACAACAAACUCUCACCUGCCGCACUUCCUGUCUUCUGACCUCUCCUGUUCAGUAUAACUGGCACAAGAAUGGAAAAAUCUUUGAGAAUUACAGAAUCAACAUGAAAACAUUCUCUUUAACUAAAGCUGAAGAAGGCAGUUACUCCUGCUCUGUUGAAGGCUAUAGUACUAUUCUCUCUCUUCCACUGUGUGAGUAUUCAUUUGGCUUCAUGAUGUAAUGGAGGGUCUCUUGAUUUCAGUGUUGGGAAAGAAGUUAAUGCAAGCUCAAAAACUCACUAGAAGUCACCAGAUGAUGUCAUAGAACAAUUCACAUAUUCACUGAUUCGUCAAGAUCAUUUCAAUAUCAAAACAUCUUACAGGAAGAAGGAAGAUUUUCUGAUGAAUAGAGUAGUUUUACCUGAAUAGAAAAUAAUAGAUUAUAACUUUUAUUGAUUCUU